AUGAAGAACCAAUCAAUGGACAUGGAGUUCAUUCUGCUUGGACUGACAGAUGACCCUCUGCUACAAAUUGUGAUUUUCCUUUUUCUGUUUUUUAAUUAUAUCUUGAGUCUGAUGGGGAACUCAAUCAUCAUCCUUCUCACUCUGCUCUAUCCCAAUCUCAAGACACCAAUGUAUUUCUUCCUUCGGAAUUUCUCCUUCUUAGAAAUUUCAUUCACAACAGCCUGCAUCCCACGAUUCUUGAUAAGUAUUAUGACUGGAAACAAAACAAUUUCCUAUAAUGGUUGUGCAACUCAGUUAUUCUUUUUUUUUUUAUUAGGAGUCACAGAAUUUUACCUUCUGGCUGCCAUGUCCUAUGACCGCUAUGUCGCUAUCUGCAAGCCCCUGCAUUAUCCAAUCAUUAUGAGUCCCAAAGCAUGCUACCAGCUUGUCCUCAGCUCUUGGGUAACUGGAUUCCUAGUCAUCUUUCCCCCUUUGGUCUUGGGACUCAAGCUGGAUUUCUGUUCUUCCAGGACUAUUGAUCACUUUUUAUGUGACUCUUCUCCCAUUCUGCAGAUCUCUUGCACAGAUACACAUAUCAUAGAAUUGAUGACAUUUAUCUUGGCUGUGCUGACACUUGUCAUCACAUUGUUGUUAAUAGUACUCUCCUAUACAUGCAUCAUCAAGACCAUUCUAAAAUUCCCAUCUGCUCAACAACGAACAAAGGCCUUUUCCACUUGUUCCUCACACAUGGUGGUUGUCUCUAUUACUUAUGGGAGUUGUAUCUGUAUGUAUAUGAAGCCAUCAGCAAAGGAAAGGGUGACCUUAACUAAAGGAGUAGCUGUGCUCAAUACCUCUGUUGCCCCUUUACUCAACCCCUUCAUUUACACCCUAAGGAACCAGCAGGUGAAAAAAGCUCUCAAAGUUAUGCUUCAGAGAUUUUGUUAUUGUCAAGACAAAGACACAACAUUUGGAUAUAAAUAA
Molecule: messenger RNA, 960 nt
Organism: Otolemur garnettii (small-eared galago)
Lineage: Eukaryota; Metazoa; Chordata; Mammalia; Primates; Galagidae
Product: olfactory receptor 6C6-like
Exons: 1
Coding region: 1-960 (319 amino acids)
Biological process (GO): G protein-coupled receptor signaling pathway
Cellular component (GO): membrane
Molecular function (GO): G protein-coupled receptor activity; olfactory receptor activity
Source: RefSeq, a predicted model, not a curated record